AUGGGAGGGGUUGCAAGAGUGAGGAAGAUGAUGCACGAGAGGGGAGUGAAAAGGGGGACAGCUUGCUCUUGGGUCGAAGCCCAAAUGGGGGUUCAUGUUUUUGUGUCCAAUGAUCAGGUCCACCCAAGACUAAGAGAGAUUCACGAGAAGCUUGAGGAGUUGGGAGAGGAAAUGAUGAGAUUUGGGCAUGUUCUUGAUAAGAGCUUUGUGUUGCAGCAAUUGGAAGAAGAGCAAAAGGUGCCAGCUUUGAGCUAUCAUAGUGAAAAGUUGGCAGUAGCGUUUGGGCUUAUUAGUAUUGAUGCUCCAGCACCCAUUAGGGUUAUGCAGAAUCUGAGGGUCUGUGGGGAUUGUCACAGUGCUAUGAAGCUUAUAUCACGGAUUGAAGGGCGAGAGAUAAUCCUCAGGAACUCCACCCGAUUCCACCAUUUCAACGAUGGAAUAUGUUCUUGUGGGGACUAUUGGUGA
Amborella trichopoda is the source of this 465-nucleotide messenger RNA. Lineage: Eukaryota; Viridiplantae; Streptophyta; Magnoliopsida; Amborellales; Amborellaceae. The record is from RefSeq and is a predicted model, not a curated record.